Molecule: messenger RNA, 1854 nt
Organism: Aspergillus ruber CBS 135680
Lineage: Eukaryota; Fungi; Ascomycota; Eurotiomycetes; Eurotiales; Aspergillaceae
Product: FAD binding domain protein
Exons: 3
Coding region: 1-1854 (617 amino acids)
Molecular function (GO): FAD binding
Source: RefSeq, a predicted model, not a curated record
AUGGCACCGUCAAUAAUCGACCUUCCUACAUCUCCUAAUGGUCAAACACGCCAUAAAGCAGCCACGGAUGGCACCAUCGAUACCGAAUUCUUAAUCGUCGGUGCGGGACCGGCAGGUGCUGCACUGGCAUGUUUUCUCAGUUCAUAUGGAAUCAGAGGAAUCAUGAUCAGUGCCUCCCCGGGUACUGCCAAUACACCCAGGGCCCAUAUUACCAACAUGGCAGCACUAGAAUGCCUCCGGGAUAUCGGUCUUGACCAAGAAAUCAACAAAGCCGCGUGCAGCGGUGAUCAGCAUAUGGUACAUACUAGAUGGUGUCACAGCAUGGCUGGUGAAGAGUAUGCGAGAAUCCAUUCUUGGGGUAAUGAUCCUAAGCGAAAGGGUGACUAUGAAACGGCCAGUCCUUGUUCGCCGGUCGACCUCCCGCAGACGCUGUUGGAGCCUAUUUUGGUCCGGCAUGCCAUUUGGAAAGGCUUUACUACACGUUUUGAUACGAGAUUCCUCUCUUUCACCGAGGAUAGUGGCAUCAUUACAGCCAAUCUUUGUGAUAAUCUCUCCCAACACGAGUACCAAAUUCGAACCAAAUAUCUCUUCGGCGCAGACGGGGCCCGCAGCCAAGUCGUCAAGCAACUCAACCUUCCCCUGGCAGUCAAAUCGGGCCAAGGCCUCGCAAUUAAUGUCCUUGUCCGUACCGAUUUAUCCCAUCUCAUCGAGCACCGCAAGGGUAAUCUGCAUUGGGUUAUGCAACCGGAUCGUGAACACCCCGAAUUUGGCUGGAUGGCAAUUGUACGGAUGGUCAAGCCAUGGAACGAGUGGAUGUUUAUUUUUUUUCCGACAAAUGAUUUUGAUCCGCACGCAAAUCCAUCGAAUGAGGAGUAUUUACAGAGGGUGCGCGAGAUUAUUGGUGAUGAAACACCAGCAGAUAUUACUGAUAUCUCGAAGUGGAAUAUAAAUGAGAUAGUCGCGGAAGAGUACUCCCGGGGGAAUAUAUUCUGUCUCGGUGAUUCCGUCCAUCGCCACCCACCAUUGAACGGACUGGGCUCAAACACCUGCAUCCAAGACGCAUUCAACCUUGCCUGGAAAAUCGCCUACGUUCACCAGGGGCUCGCAUCUCAAUCCCUAUUAUCAAGUUACUCAACGGAAAGACAGCCCGUCGGCCACUCUAUCAUCACGCGCGCAAACCAGGCAUUCCGUGAUCACUCGCACAUUUGGGAUGCAUUGGGGAUGUUAAACAAAGAUGUCGAGAGCCGAAGAGCUGUGCUCGAGGAAUUGUCUGCUGUGACGCCAGGCGGGCAGAAGCGACGUCGUGCUCUGCAAGAUGCUAUCUCGCAUACGCGCCAUGAGUUUCACGGUUUGGGGGUUGAGAUGAACCAACACUACUCUGGCCCGGGGGUUUACGAUGCGGAUGAAAAGCAGGCAUAUGCCCAGUAUGGAAAAGCUGCGGAAGACUCAGUCCUGUACCACGAACCCAGUACAUAUCCGGGAUGUCGGUUGCCGCAUGCUUGGCUCAAUAAGUCCGUUCCGGGGAAACCGAUUUCUACGAUUGAUCUGGCAGGACAUGGGGCGUUUAACCUUCUCACUGGCGUUGGAGGCGAGCCCUGGAAAAUAGCUGCGGAGUCUGUGUCUAAUAAAUCGGGAGUUCCGUUAAGGGCCCAUUCUAUUGGGUUCCGGCAAGACUGGGAGGACAUGUAUUAUGACUGGGAGCGGGUGAGGGGGGUGAAUGAGUCUGGAGCUGUGUUGGUAAGGCCGGAUCGGUUUGUGGCUUGGAGAGUACCUGAAGUGUUGGAGAAUGUAGAUAUGUGUGAAAGGAAGUUGGGUGAUGUAUUGAGAUCGAUUUUGGGUGUUAUCAAACUUUAG